AUGUCUCCCACAAUUGCCUUCCUCGGAGCCACCGGCGGCUGCGCAAACGCCUGCCUCGCCUACACCCUCCGCAGUGGCUACAACGCCAUCGCGCUGGCUCGCACGCCCGCAAAGCUCACAGCCCUACUCCUCUCGCAACCCGGUCUAACACAAGACAUUCUCGACGCACACCUGCGCAUCAUAGAAGGCGAUGCGCGCGAUGUCGAAACCGUCAUGAAGACGCUUGUUGUCGCCGCAGACGCGCACAGCACCACGCUCGUUUCACUGAUCAUCUCGGGCAUCGGCGGCACCGGCGAAAUGGUCUUCACCAAGCCAUCGCCCUGCGAGCAGAUCCCCAUGCGCGUCCCGACGGUGCCGCACAUCAGCAUCCCAAACCCGAAUAUCACCGAGCAAAGCACGCGUGCGCUGCUCGGUGCGCUAGCCCGCAUUGCGGCGGAGCGGUUCGGUUCGUUCGCGGAUUAUGCAGCCGUCGCGCCGCGAGUGACGAUUAUCUCUGGGGCGGGCAUUAAGAAGGGCGUUACGGAUGUGCCGUUGCUGUUUAGGCCGUUGUAUGCGGCGCUGGAUAUCCCGCACAAGGAUAAGGCGCAGAUGGAACGGCUAUUAGCUGAGGCGCAGGAGAAAGCGGAUAAUCUGCUGUGUGGCGGGGUGGUGAUUGUGCGGCCGAGUAUCUUGGGCGGCGAUCAUAAGAUUGCCGAGGCUGGCGCAGACUCAGGCUUUACAAAGUUACGCGUGGGCACAGAAAAGAAGCCGGAGAUUGGGUAUACUGUUGGGAGGGCGCUGAUCGGGGAGUGGAUUUAUCGGGAGGUGGUCAAGGGAGGCGGGGAGAAGUGGGUUGGUGAGGGUGUGAUCCUGACUGAGUGA
Penicillium canariense is the source of this 861-nucleotide messenger RNA. RefSeq lists its product as uncharacterized. NCBI's taxonomy places the organism in Eukaryota, Fungi, Ascomycota, Eurotiomycetes, Eurotiales, Aspergillaceae. The transcript has a single exon. The coding region runs from base 1 to 861 and encodes 286 amino acids. The record is from RefSeq and is a predicted model, not a curated record.